AUGGCGGACAAGUCAGAAGAGAAACCUCAAAACUCCCGACGUGUUUUUAUUAACAAUGUCGAUACAUACACAUCGAAAAAUAUUGCAAGGUUUCUAGACUUGUGUGUAGUUGGUGCAUCUCUUGUAUUUGCUGGAGAGGCUGAUGUGGAGGAGGAGGAUGACAGACUGCAUGAUGACCAAGCAGAAAUCAAAGACAGAACCUUCCAGAUUGUGGGAACAGUCUCCAGCCAAACAGAAGAGAAGUGCAGCUUUAUAGCUGAACAAUACAGUCAUCACACGAAGCGUGAAGAACUUCUCCAUCACCUUCUGAAAUGUGAUGUGAUUAUUUAUGAUGUUACUCAGCAUGCUGAUCAAAUAGAUGAAGCACAGUGGGCUGUCUCAGCUCUUCAUGAAGAAAUGGACAAGUUUUCUGCACCUAAGAUCUUCAUUCUGGUGUCAACUGUUUUGACAUGGGCUAUGACUAAACCUGCCGAUAAAGAUUAUCCGGAGACUCCUCUUACAGAUAGUUAUUACAGGAGAAGAAAAGCACACCCCAACUUCUAUAAGCAUAUCAGAUUGGAGAAACAUGUGGUCAAAUUAGGCAAAACAAAAAGCUCUCAGUUCUCUACAUAUGUUGUUGCAUCGGGGCUACAAUAUGGAAUGGAAGAGCAUGUGUUUCACUUGUUUUUUAAGAUGUCAUGGAUGGGUGAAGUUUCCCAUGUGCCCAUUUUUGGAGAUGGCUCCAAUAUUAUCCCCACCAUUCACAUCAAUGAUCUGGCAGGGAUCAUCCAAAAUGUCCUUGAUCACAAGCCAAAGGUGCAAUACUUUGUUGCAGUUGAUGACUCUAAAAACACAAUGGAGGAUAUCAUAAAGGCAAUAACACUCAUGCUCGGACCAGGAAAAACUCUGAAAGUUUCAAAAGAGGAGAUUUAUCUCAUACAGAAUCUGACGCAAACAGAAAUUGAUUCUUUGCUUGUCAACCUUCCUAUUGAAGCGCCGUAUCUGAAGGACAAAUUUAACAUCCAGUGGGUGUCAGAAGCUGGUAUGGUUGAAAACAUUGAGCAGGUCAUUGAAGAAUACAAGGAGAGCAGGGGAUUGCUGCCCAUUCGUAUGUGCAUUGUGGGACCACCUGCAGUUGGGAAGAGCACUGUAGCAGAGAAGAUUUGCAAACAUUACAAUCUUCAUCACAUCAAACUUAAGGAGGCAAUCGCUGAGGCCUUAGAAAACCUGGAGUUGUGUGUUCGUACGGAGGAUGAAGAAAAUGAUCAGGAUGACGCUCAGGAGUUUUUGGACACUCUGAAGGAAAACAUGAAUGAAAACGGAGGACGACUGGAUGACCAAUAUGUGAUUCGUAUAAUGAAGGACAAACUCAGAACUAAACCCUGUAUGAACCAGGGCUUUGUUUUGGAUGGUUUUCCGAAGACAUGCGAGCAAGCGAAGGAGUUAUUUACUGGUGAUGAAGAGCCGGAAGACUUGGAAUCUAAACAUGCGACAAAAAUCAUCCCAGAGUUUGUGUUCUCUGUUAACGCCACGGAUGAUUUCCUGAAAACCCGUGUCCUGAAUCUACCUGAAACUGUUGUAGAAGGAACUUCCUACAUGCCUGAACAGUUCCUUCAGCGUUUAGCCAGAUUCAGAGAGAGAAACUUAGAGGAUGAGACGCCGCUGAACUACUUUGAGGAUCUGGAGAUUCAUCCUGAACACUUGGAGAUUACAAGCGAUAAUGACAAUGAGUACCAGCUAAUCAUUGACAAGAUUUGUAAAAAAGUGGGCAAACCAAGGAACUAUGGGCCGAUCUUAGAGGAGGUGGAGGAAGAAAAGCGCCGUCAAGUCAAAGAGCGGCUAAAGGAACAGGCAGAACAGAGGGCUGAAGAAGAGCAGCGAGAGGAGGAAGAAGCCCAACACAGGGAUCAGCGCUGGGGAGAGUGGAGCCAACAUCUUGUUGAGGUGAAGAGACAAGAACUUGACCUGCUGGAAUCUCAGUCAGAACCGCUCAGGGACUAUCUGAUGCAGGACGUGAUGCCCACUCUCACACAGGGACUCAUUGAAUGCUGUAGAUUACGUCCUGAUGACCCCAUAGAUUUCCUGGCUGAGUACCUUCUCCAAAAUAAUCCUGAAGCAUAAUCCAGAGUGGACAUUAUUUGCAAUCCAAUGUGGACAUUAUUUAGACAUUGGGAUUUCAGCAGCAAGUAUGCAUUUUGUUGUAUUUUUUUUCAAGAAAGGUUUAUUUAAGUCUUUAAAAUCUAUAUUUUAAAAUAUAGCCUGUGAUUAUGAAUACUAUUGAUAUAGUAAUGCUACAAUGAAUGAAUGCAGUCCAAAUCUA
Molecule: messenger RNA, 2299 nt
Organism: Danio aesculapii
Lineage: Eukaryota; Metazoa; Chordata; Actinopteri; Cypriniformes; Danionidae
Gene: ak7b
Product: adenylate kinase 7b
Exons: 18
Coding region: 1-2100 (699 amino acids)
Biological process (GO): nucleobase-containing compound metabolic process
Cellular component (GO): cytoplasm
Molecular function (GO): AMP kinase activity; ATP binding
Source: RefSeq, a predicted model, not a curated record